Molecule: messenger RNA, 584 nt
Organism: Colias croceus (clouded yellow)
Lineage: Eukaryota; Metazoa; Arthropoda; Insecta; Lepidoptera; Pieridae
Gene: Apf
Product: bis(5'-nucleosyl)-tetraphosphatase [asymmetrical]
Exons: 4
Coding region: 130-555 (141 amino acids)
Biological process (GO): ATP biosynthetic process; AMP biosynthetic process
Molecular function (GO): bis(5'-nucleosyl)-tetraphosphatase (asymmetrical) activity
Source: RefSeq, a predicted model, not a curated record
UUGCCUAUUUUUUAAUUAAUUAAUUAAAUUACCUAUGUGUACGUUUAUAUAAAUGGAAUUCGUCUUUUAUGGAUUCACAUUCGUAAAUUCCUUCUCUCCUGAAGCACAAGCAAGUAGAAUAAGAUUAUAAUGUCACCAACACGAGCAGCUGGUUUAGUUAUAUAUAAGCAUUCAAAUCAAUUGAUACAGUUUCUCCUUUUGCAAACAUCAUAUGGUGAGCAUCAUUGGACACCCCCAAAAGGUCAUGUAGACCCAGGAGAAUCAGAUUGGGAAACUGCUUUAAGAGAAACACAGGAAGAGGCUGGUUUUACUCAAAAUGAUCUAGAGAUUGACAAAAAUACAAAGAAGAUGCUCACAUAUGAAGUAAAUGGAAAACCUAAAGAAGUAAUAUACUGGUUAGCAAAGCUGAUAAAUCCCGAGACACCUGUAAAACUCUCUGACGAGCAUCAAGAUUUUAAGUGGUUGCCAUUACAGCAAGCGCAAGAAUUGUCUGGAUUUGAUGACAUGAAAGUUAUGCUCGCAGAAUUUUUUAAUGUUGCUUCAAAAGAUAUUUAAAAUUGUUUGAAUAAAUGUUAUAUUGUUUA